Messenger RNA from Papaver somniferum (opium poppy), 1949 nucleotides. RefSeq lists its product as uncharacterized. NCBI's taxonomy places the organism in Eukaryota, Viridiplantae, Streptophyta, Magnoliopsida, Ranunculales, Papaveraceae. The record is from RefSeq and is a predicted model, not a curated record. The coding region runs from base 360 to 1553 and encodes 397 amino acids. The transcript is spliced from 15 exons.
UGCUUCAGUUAUUUAUUAAUUAAUUAAUACUAUGUAGUAGUAGUAGCCUUGUUUAACUCCUCCCUUCAUUAACUUUUCUCUCUCUAUAUUUAUCAAAGUAGCUAGAUUAGAUUUCAAAUUCGAAUUCUUUUUUAGCCAAAAUUUUACUACUUUCUAUUCUCUUUAAUUCACCAGAUAAGAAGAAGAAAAUCCAAAGGUAAAAGAAGUUAGUUGCCUAAAGAUUCAAUAUAGUAUUUUUGUUUUCUUGAUUUCUCUAACUCAGAGAAAUUCAUAUCCAGCGAUGUCAUAUAUAGCAGCAGUAGUGUGCUAAAUUAUCAAAUUUCGGAAAAAUAGCAGAUCAAGGCAAAAGAGAACAUACCAUGACUAGAUCACGAGGUCUCGGAUUCAGUUCGGUGUUAGCAAAAACAAAUGUGACCAUGAAGAUGACUAUUAACGCUUUUGUUGGAGUUAUCGUUGGCUUCUUGAUAGGAUUUUCUGUAAACAAGUUUGACUCGAGCCUUUUCCAUUCCAAUAGCCACAAUGAUGACGCGGUGAUUAAUAGCUUGUCGCAAAAGCCUUGGUCUUCGGCAGAGUGUGAGAAUUUAACUAGCACAGACCUAUCUCAAAACUAUGGUGCUACCACGAAGAGAUCACUUCCACGAAAUCCGCGCGGUACAGAAACACUACCCCCAGGCAUUAUCGCAUCAGAGUCAGACUUAUAUCUCCGCAGAUUGUGGGGUAAACCAACAGAGGACUUAACUUUUAAGCAAAAGUAUCUUGUAACCUUUACAGUUGGUUACAGACAGAAAGACAAUAUCGAUGCAGCAGUUAAAAAGUUCUCGGACGAAUUUACAAUCAUGUUGUUUCACUAUGAUGGCCUUACUACCGAAUGGGAUGAGUUUGAAUGGUCAAAGAGAGCUAUCCAUGUGAGUGCCCCAAAGCAAACCAAAUGGUGGUAUGCAAAGAGGUUCCUGCAUCCUGAUAUUGUGGCACCAUAUGAGUACAUUUUUAUUUGGGAUGAAGACUUGGGGCUUGAACAUUUUAAUGCUGAUGAGUACAUAAAGCUGGCAAGGAAGCAUGGACUUGAGAUAUCACAGCCUGGUUUAGAGAAGACCAAAAAGUUUACAUGGCCGAUGACAAGGAGAAUAGUUGGAGGAGAAGUCCACAAAGUAGUAGAAGAGAAACCAGGGGAUUGCAAAAAUCAUUUGCCACCAUGUGCAGCAUUUGUUGAGAUUCAGGCUCCUGUGUUUUCUCGAGAGGCCUGGCGUUGUGUGUGGCAUAUGAUUCAGAAUGAUUUAAUACAUGGAUGGGGUAUCGAUUUUUCUCUUAGGAGAUGUGUAGAGCCUGCUCAUGAGAAAAUAGGAGUUGUUGAUGCUCAAUGGAUUAUUCAUCAAGGUAUUCCAACGCUUUGGAAUCAGGGUAAAGAGAAAUUUGGGAAGAAAAAAAUGGUAAGACAAAGGUGUGUUAGAGAAUGGGGAACAUUUGGAAAUCGAAUGCAUGACGCGGAGACGAAUUACUGUGAAGCAAUCUCUGUCAACCAAAAGGAAUCCACAAACAGCUCAUCAUUAGAAUGAAGAAUAAGAUGACAUUGCUGUGUCCGACAAUGAUGAUGACGGCGACAACGUGUACUAUGAUCCCACAUGUUACCAAUAUCACUGCAAUUGAUACUUGUGUCUUACCCUCGCUACGUCCUUGGUAACCGUCUUGGCAAAAAGAAACCAGUGCCCAUUUGUACUGUAGAGAAUUCAUAGGGCCCGAUUUCAUGGUCUUCUAAAUAGAAAAUCGCCAAAUCGGUAACACUUCUUUUGAUCAUUUUGUUUUUCGUAGGAGCUCACUCUUGGACUUUGGACCGUCCGUUCCUUAUUUCCACAUAGUUGAUUCAGAGGCGUCUUGUUCCUACGUUUAUGUGUUCAAGAUCGUACAUUCGUUUAUAAUUGGUUGCAAAAAAAUCCAUACAAAGGUUUGCAUCA